This is a messenger RNA of Amphiprion ocellaris (clown anemonefish), 11107 nucleotides long. It is a transcript of the gene scara5, whose product is annotated as scavenger receptor class A, member 5 (putative). Lineage: Eukaryota; Metazoa; Chordata; Actinopteri; Pomacentridae. Gene Ontology annotation, cellular component: plasma membrane. The record is from RefSeq and is a predicted model, not a curated record. The coding region runs from base 222 to 1715 and encodes 497 amino acids. Gene Ontology annotation, molecular function: ferritin receptor activity. Gene Ontology annotation, biological process: iron ion transmembrane transport. The transcript has 12 exons.
UGUCUGAGAUAGUUCUCCGCUACAGAGCUGCUGACUGUUACUGUGCCUGGUGCAGGUUUACUAAUUCUAUCUACUAACUUUACGCAGUCACAGAGACACUCUGAGAGCUGCCGGACUGAACCAAGGGAAAUACAGCGUCAAGACAACUUUUUAAGGGAAAUUAUGAGAACCGCGGAGCUGUGAUUUUUAUUUCCAGUUGACAGCUGACAAGUCAGGUGGAGAUGGAGAACAAGGCCAUGUAUCUGAGCACAAAUGAAGAGCGAGAGAACACUUCUAUGUAUGAAGAAGCCUAUGAUGGACGCAACCUGUCCAAGCUCAACCUGUGUGAUGAAGUUUCUGGAAUGCGUCGCAGGAAGCAGGACCAGUGCUGCAGUCACCUGAACUCCCUUUCAGCCAUCAAGUACGCAGUUGUUUCCCUCUACAUCUUGGUUCUUCUCACCAUCUUUGGACUCUGCCUGGCAGUCUCUCACUCCCAGGUGUCUUCUCAGCGGCAGGAGGUGCUAAUGGAGAACGUGACCCGGAUGUCGGAGCGCUCUCGGCUGCUCCAGCAAACACUGGGCGAGGCGUCCACUCAGGCCGACCUGCUGGAGAACAUCUGGAAAUUGGAGAACCUCUUCCAGAACCACAGCGACUGGCUGCAGAGGCUGGAGAUCCUCAUCAAGGGCCUGGAGGUGGAGCUGAGGAGCAUGCAGGCUCACUCCCUUCAAUCGGAGGGUUACCUGGUGCAGCUGGACGACAGGUUGUCCAUACUGAGCAGCUCUGCUGGCAGGAACUUGACGGGUUUGAGUGCAGAGGUGGCCCGAACCUCCACAUGGCUCCGUGAUCAUGACCUGCUGCUCAGGGAAACCUCGGGGCAGGUGAGCGGGCUCAGAGAGAAACUAGAUGAGGUCAACUGGACAAUGGGAGCUGUCAAUCACACCUUCAGCAAUGACAUCAGCAUCCACCACUUAAAGAUACAAGACUUGCAGAUCCAGAUCAGCAACAUAACAGAAGACACCAGCAGUUUAUGGGUGACCCACGUCCACACCGAGGCCCAGCUGAGGAACGAGAUGGAGAUCCUGAACACAAUCACAGAAGACCUACGUCUGAAGGACUGGGAGCACUCCAUGGCCCUGAAGAACAUCACAGUAUUAGAAGGACCUCCAGGGCCAAAGGGAGAGAAGGGCGACACUGGACAACUGGGGCCCCCAGGGGCCCCUGGCCUGACUGGCUUGAGAGGAUUUACGGGAGAAAAAGGGAUCCAAGGCCCUCGGGGAAUGAAAGGCUCCAUUGGAAUUGAUGGCGUGCAUGGAGAAAAAGGAGAUGCUGGACCUGCCGGGCCUACAGGUGACCAAGGAGAAAGAGGGUUCAAGGGGGAGAAAGGUGAUCGAGGAGAGCGAGGAGAAAAAACAGUGGAGGAGACCCUGGUGCGGUUGGUGAACGGGUCUGGUCCUCAUGAAGGUCGUGUGGAGGUUUUCCAUGAACGUCGCUGGGGGACAGUGUGUGAUGAUGCCUGGGAUAAAAAGGAUGGAGAUGUGGUGUGUAGGAUGCUGGGAUACCAAGGAGCAAUUGAAAUCCAUAAGACUGGACGCUUCGGACAUGGUACUGGUCUAAUCUGGAUGGAUGAUGUUGCAUGUACAGGGACUGAAGAUAUCAUCCAUCAGUGUAAGUUUUCUGGCUGGGGCAAAACCAACUGUGGCCACGUUGAGGACGCUGGUGUGACCUGCGCCACCUAAACCUUCUGGAUCCCAACGCUGCUGCUCCAGCUGCCGAGCAUCUCCUCAAACACGGCCUUAAACUUCUACCAGGUUCUGCCAUUUGUUCCAGGAGCGCCAUAUCAGCAGUAUGUUGCUUAUUUACCUGCAGAAAAAGAACCACCUUACCUGGCAAACCAUUAUGUUGUGCAUGGACUUAAUAUGCAGCUUAUUUUAGAAGUUCAUGGAUAAACAUGGGACUAUUUCAGCCACAGGAGUGAAUUAUGGGGUAACACUCGCCCUCUUCAUGGUUAUGUUUUUAUUAACUGCACAGUAGGAGCUGGUAUGCAGGAGGAUGAUCACAUAACAAGAUGCUUCAUCAGGCUGACUUUCAGAGCUCAUUUGUCUUCAACAAAGGGCAAAGGUUAGCAUUAAUAGGAAUGGUGUGAAGCUGCUCUCAGAAGCUCUUCUGACCUCCAGUGUUUGGAGGAUGGGCUGAUCAUCUUUCCAGAGCAUCAUUUCCAGUUUCUGAGGAGUUCAAGAGGCACUUAGAGGAACUGAGAAGACUGUGUCACUGAUGAACUGAUUUUUUUCAUUUACAGGCAGCUGCUCUUCACAGUAUUAUGUAGGAAUGGCUUUUGCUCAGCAUACCACAGUGUUGCCUUAUCUAAUAUACCAUUGCCCAUUAGGCAACUCAUUCAUGAUUUGCAGGUCAAAGGAUACCAUAAGGUCUUAAUUAAAACUAGAUUAGAUUUUUACCUGAAUUAGACGUGCCUAAAAGCUCUGUUUACAUUCAUUAUUUCUCACUGGAAUGUGCACCUUGGAGGUCUGACAAACAGGUUUCGUACAUUUCCUUUCCAAAACAUUCAUGUUUACUAUCUUGCGGUCUUCUUUCAUUUAGCUCAAGCUGUACCCGUCUGGCGUGAACAAUGAAGCCAGCAUGGAAAUGCCAAAAACUGCAGUUCCUGUAGUCCACUUGAGACUGGCUCCAAAAUUUACUCAAUCCUUAUCAAUCCCCACAUUAAAAUGUACAAUUUUACAGCAGAAGUAAACAUGUUUACAGCCUGAUAUAAAAAUCACUUUCGGUUAUAAAGCUAAUUUCCCUAUUCAUGACAGCUAUAGGUGGGUAACAAACCCAUUUAAAUGUAUAAAAGCUUAAAGUUAUGCACAAUUAAGGGCAUUGCUACUUUUAGUGACAGGUGGGUGUGGUCUUAGGGCAGUCCAUGGUUCGCCUCAGCUUCACUCACACUCCACCUCUUAGUUUUAGGAUUAGCCAGGAGUUAGGAGGAAUCGGGCAGUGCCAAGAUGGCACCAGCCAGAACCACUACACUGAGCUUCAGAAUUGUUCUUCAGGAAACCUGUGGAUAAAGUCACAAUGUUAUCUUCAAUUACAGUCUAUGACUUAGCUACACUUCUUUGUACAUUACGGUGCCAGCAGACUCCAUCAGAAGUGCUUAUCACAUGGUCAGAUUGUUUCCAAUGUAGCAGUAUGGGGGCUGUCCAACUAUGUCAAAAACAACAGCUUAACAUUGAGACCUAUUUCCUGGUAUUAUUCAUUUAAGAUGAGAGAGGAGCUGAGGCUUGAACAUCUGUCUCGCUUUCUUUUUAUUUGUUUUCUGGACCUUUAUUAUGUGGCUAUGAUGGUCUUCCUGGAGAGACUGCCUAAAAAUGCUGUAUCUCCCCUCUCUGUGAUGUCCCUUUACCUUGGAAUAACUAUACACUCUCUGGAUUUCCAAUGUAGUUGGCAACACAUUAUACAUUCUUAGUUUUUAUUGAGUAUUCCUCCCACCAUAAAGUAAAACCAACUGGCAUGCUUGACUACACAUGAGUGAAGAAAAUAGGAACCUGUAUUUAAAAAAUACAUCAUAGAGUGAUAAGUGGUCAAAACUCUUCAUGUUUACAUUUUAGACAGAGAAUAAUCAGCCAAAUCUGUGGCAGUACAGAGUUAAGUUGAUUUUUCAGCCUUCUGAUCCACAGAAAUGUUACAUUUAGCAGCUAAAGAAUGAGCUCUGAGCCGUUAGGAGUUGGUGGACACCAAAAACAUAACUAAAGUCAGCCAGUGACUUGCAUUCAUCAGUUGUACAGACAUACAACUCCAAAUAGACUCCGUUUCUGUUGAAUGUGGAAAUAGACUGUUUGCUACCAUGUUAGUCAUAACAAGGUCUGUUUUUAAACUGUUGUGGUGGAACUAAUCUACCAGCCAAUAUACAGUACCAUUCAAAAAUUUGGGGUCACUUUGAAAUGUCCUCAUUUUUGAAAGAAAGCAUUUUUUUCAAUGAAGAUGACAUUAAAUGAAUCAGAAAUACAGUCUAGACAUUUUUAAUGUGGUAAAUGACGGUUCUAGCUGGAAACGGCAGCUUUUUAAUGGAAUAUCUCCAUAGGGGGUACAGAGGAACAUUUCCAGCAACCAUCAAUCCUGUGUUCUAAUGCUACAUUGUGUUAGCUAAUGGUGCUGAAAGGCUAAUUGAUUAGUAGAAAAACCUUGUGCAAUUAUGUUAAGUUUUCAUGGAAAACAUGAAAUUUUCUGGGUGACCCCAAACUUUUGAACAGUUUUUUUCAUUUUUAAACAUAUAUGCAUCAUUUAACCUGCAAAUCACCAGGGCUUACUGUGCGCUUUAUAUUUAUAAAAAAAUGUAAAAAGGAAAAAAGUACAACUAACAAAUGUCUGAAAGGGUUAACAGUCACUCCAUCUGACAGAUGAAGCAACUGUGAAGAAGAACAGAUGAGUGUAAACAGAUGGAUACCUGGACUCCUGCCCUGCACAAUUUAUAGCAGUGGGUGGGUCUGUCAGUGUUUGCUGCCAAAAGUUGGGGUUGCCUCAGCAUUAUUACACAAACACACACACAUACACACACACACACACACACACACACACACACACACACACACACACACACACACACACACACACACACACACACACACACACCAAACCAACCGCAAUGGACUGUCCUCAGCAUUUUACAUGGCUCUCAGCGGGAUUUCAUCUUUAUGGCUGCUCUCAAAUCCAGAAAACCUGGUACCUCCCAAGUGUCUUCGCCACUUCUUCUUCUGAACCAAAAGAAGACGUCAAGCUGCAGGUUGGAAUAAAAAUUUAGCCAGGAGCCUUUACCAUGUUUUAUAUUUGAGGAGGGGAAACUUUUUUUAGUGCACCUUAAAAUCUGGCAGACUCACAAACCUCAAAUCAAAAGGCUGAAGUUAAAUUUCUUCUGCUUUUAUACUGUCUAAACUGUCCUCACACUCACUUUUUAUGAAAAUGAAUCUGCACACGAGAUGUGCCUUGAAGAGUUUGUGUCCAGGUCAAAAGAGAGAAAAAAGGAGAUUUUAAUGCUGGUGCAGCCAGAAAUGAGUUUCCCUGCCUGUUGUUAAAGUGUCUUGGUGUUUGCUGAGGUUACUGUUUCAAACCGCAGUUCACCAAAGAAGAAGACAAAUUAGACAGAAAAAGGAAAAAGAAGUGAUAAACACAUUAUGGAGGAAUGGCUAGUGGGUGACAUGUUGCCUUUGUACAUUUCUCGACAAAGGCUGAAUUGAAUAGCUCACUCAGUAGCUUGUCCUCAGCAGAAAUCAUAUAUUCUCUGACUGCAACUGCAUUCUUUGGAUCUGCUAAUUAAUCUGCUGCCAUCAGAUCAUCACACCUGAUGUGCAUCUUCAUAUACCGUCAGGAUUUCUGCAUAUUAGUCUCUAAAAAGAGUCACAUGACAACUCUUUGAGCUGCCAGGAAGCUAGUUUCUUUCAUCUUUAAAAUUUGUUCAAUGUAUGUCUAAUAUUGCUCAGAAACAAAGAAAACUGCUUUAUAACAGCAAUAAUACUUUUUAACUAAUCUUAAUUUUGGCAUUUUUGUAAUAUUUCAUAGAUUAAACAAGAAAAUCAACAGAAAAAGAGAAUAAAUGUUAGUUGUCACCCUAAAAGUCAUACUUAGUGCACCUUCUUAAUAUCAUAUUGAAGACAGGACCAUGCUUUAGUGUAAAAAUACAUCUGCAUUAAUCCCAAAGCAGUGCUAAAAAGACAAACUCCUGGUUAAAAUGCAGUAGAUUUGUUCAUAUUUGCUUGGAUUCUUGUAAGCUAUCAGGCAGCAGAAUAUGUGGAAAUUCUUCUGUCAGCACAGGAGGAGAUGAAACAAAACAUGAUCUGUGAAAUGGGGCAGCUGACAGAAACAGAACUUCUUCACUGAGUGAGUUCACUGAGCGUUUUUUCUGGCUCCACCUUAUACAAGCCCUUCAAAUAAAUCUGAAAACAGAUGAAAGAUGUUUCACUGCCUUGUGGAACUGCCAAACUAUGAUGACGCCUAAAAUCCCACCAAUGUGCAUUUAAGCCAAUAUGCAUUUAACAUACAGUAUUAGCUUCACGAUAUGUGUUAUGGUCUUUUACACUGCCGUUCAAAAGUUUGGGGUCGCUUCGAAAUGUCCUUAUUUUUGUAAGAAAAGCAGUUCUUUUCAAUGAAGAUAACAUUAGAUGAAUCAGAAAUACAGUCUAGACAUUGUUAAUGUGGCAAAUCACUAUUCUAGCUGGAAAUGGCUGAUUUCUAAUGUAAUAUCUACAUGAGGCCCAUUUCCAGCAACCAUCACUCUGUGUUCUAAUGCUACAUUGUGUUAGCUAAUGGUGUUGAAAGGCUAAGUGAUGAUUAGAAAGGUCUUGCGCAAUUAUGUUAGCACAUGAAUAAAAGUGUGAGUUUUCAUGGAAAACUUGAAAUUGUCUGGUUGACCCCAAACUUUUGAAUGGUAGUGUAUGUUCAGUUUUGUAUUUGUUCUGUGAGGGUAUAAAACAAAUGGUCCAUCAGCAAGACUAUAUUUUUCUACAUUUUCCAACACAUUCCUAUGCAGGGCCAAAACUGAGAGUGAACAUGCACACAUUUGUAUAAUAUCUACUCUGUUUUUCUGUGCACUACAAAGGCUGCAGCUGACAGAACAACUGAGUGGCAGCCAGGCCUUUGUGUUCAGUCCUGAUGUCUCUCAUUUAUUUAUCUUGUAGAGGCUUUCAGCGCUUUGACUGCAGAGUUAUUACUUCCUUUGUACAACAACAGCCAAACAUAACACUCUGGGCUGCAUCGGUGUAUUUUCACUCUGCUUAUUUGUCAUCUCCUUUAAAAAACAAGAAUAAAUGUUUUAACUAGAAAAGCAAACAAAAUAUUACAAGUUGAAAGACUUUCCCAGCAAAUAGUUUUGUACUUGCACAGAUGUUGAGACAAUUGUGUAUUCUGUUGUUUUAUAUCAAAAAUGCAGGGUGUUGAUAGCAACCAAGUGGCAGUUUUCCUAGCUUUUGUUUCCAACUCAAAUCCAAGUUAAAUUUGGUGCCAUUUUUUUUCUAACUUAACAGAGGCAACUCGAAAUGUAAUGAAGGCUCAGAUUCUGAUAUUUUUUUUAUGACCUGAGUGCAACAUUUACUUGAAGAAUAGCAUGUGAUUGGACUGGAUUGAUCUAAAUUCUUUCUAUGGUUUUCUCUGUAUUUUCCAGCAGAUUGACCUUUCUUUGAUAUUUCUCACUAGGAGAGCAGUUGUGCCUUACUGGAGUCAGGUAUUUUAAAGUUUACUGAUACAGAUACUAGUACUGGGUGAAGUACUGUGGUCAUACUCAUAUCUGUAAAACUUCUUUCAUAACACUUAACCCAUCCAUUUUACAGCAGCAUUAUUUUAACAUCACAUUGAUUGAGCAGGUAGGCAAAGGAGGAGAAAUGUUGGAGGUUUGGAGACAUUUUAAGAUAAAAGCACAACAGACUGCAAGUUCUGAUCAGCAGGAGAAGAGAAAAACGCUGUUUUAAAGUACCAGUGUGUAGGAUUUAGAGGAUGUAUUCGCAAAGAUGUAAUGUCACAUUCACACCUACGGACAAUUUAGAGUUACCAAUUAACCUCAGCAUGUUUUUGGACUGUGGGAGGAAGCCGGAGAACCCGGGGAAAACCCACACAUGCACAGGGAGAACAUGCAAACUCCAUGCAGAAAGAUCCCAGCAAGGCCAGGAUGCAAACUGGGGAUCUUCUAGCUGCAAGGCGAAAGUGCUAACCACCAAGCCACUGUGCAGCCCCAAAGAUGCAAUACAAUAUUCAUAAUUAUCUUUUCACUUGUGUAUUAUCACCUGUAACAAUAAAAAGUUUUUUGUUAUCUUAGACUGAGCCUUUCGUAUCCACAGAGUAGGCCUCUUCAACGGAGUCCGCUAUGUUGUGUCACCGUGUUUCUAUAGCCGCCGAGAAGGAACAAACCAAAUACUGACUCAAGAGAGCCUUUUGCAUUCCUAACAUUGAAGUGACAGACACCUUAGGUCCUCCUACACACUUGGAAAGAGAGGGGUUGAAUGAGAGGUAUUCAGUUCACCCAUGUCAAAUGUUAUCAGGGUACAUUUAUCCCAUACAUGUGGGCCAGUAGGAACCUCCUCCAUCUUCUAGUAGGCUCAGUAGGCAUGUUAUCAUCCAUCAUGAUCACUGAUAAACAGAAAGUAACCCUGUAUGCUCAUGUGAAUUGGUGGAGCUGUGUAACAUCUGGUAUGCAUAGGGUGUAUUUUCAGCCUGCCAGAAAUCUAAUAGAAUAGAAUUAGGGCUGGGAUUUUAACACGUUAAUUUCAGUUAAUCAAUUACAACAGAAAUAAUGUUAGUUAAUGCAUUUAAUCGCACCUUUCUCAGUUCCCUCAUUUCUGGCACACCAGUAACACUGAUGAACACUCCAGCCCAGUAGGUGGCAGUAAUGAACCUAAAUUCUGUUUGCCAGCUGCGAUGAAGAAGCACAGGAAGCACUGAGUGAAGUCAGGCACUGGUGAACAGUGGAGGAAGACGAGAUUGAGCUUGUUGGGCAGAAAGUUUUCUUGUAAAAAUCUUCCUGAUGGCAGCUUGGAUAAAAGCCUGGUUGUGUGCAAAUUGUACAACAAAGAGUUUUCUGAUCACUGCAUGACUUCAAGCCAACAUUAUCACCUCAAUGUAAAACAUGUUGCUGUUUAGCACCAGAGCUAACGUUAGCUAUGACAGUCCUGCUAACGGCUAAUGGUGUAGCCAUCCCAUAAUAGACCACUUUUCAAGACAGUGCUUGAGUUUACAAAAAGUCUUAAAAUGUUGACUUGCUAUAAUUGCAUUUUGAGUUUGCAGUAAUCUGUGAAUGUAGGAGACAGAUGAAAAAUGCAGAUAAAUAGAAAUGAAACAAAUAUUUUUGUUGUUUAAGUAAUGACACUGCCGAGGCUCUGCCUCCUUGGAGGAGGAGUAACUUAAACAACAAAAAUAUUUGUCUUUUAAUAACGUAAUUAUAAACUUUUUGUUUAAAAAAAUUACACAAAUAAAAAUUUAUAUUCCUAAAAAAAAGAACCAUCAAAAUGUCACCAUUCAUCAGAUCCAGAAAAGAUGAAAACAGAAUGAAUCUGUGGAUUUUCAACUUUCUAAAGCUCCUUGAACUCCUUAUGCUGACGUUAUGUGCCAUACAGUGGAAAAAACAACUAAAUCCAUGCUUUAACUCAUCCAGAUCACUUUUUCUCUAUGUCCCAUUUAAAUUUUUUUUAUAAAUUUUAAAUUAUAAACAUGUAUAUGUCUAUUCAUUGGUUCAACUGUCAACCACAAUUUUAUUUAAAUUGAAAAACUUCACUUAUGGUGUCAAAUAUUGCUAUUUGACAAAAGUGCAAUUAAUUGCUAUUAAUUAAUUACAAAGCCUGUAAUUAAUUAGAUUAUUUUUUAAAUCGCGUCCCACCACUAAAUAGAAUAGAAUAGAUCUUUAUUGUCACUGUUACAGAAAACAAUGAAAAUUGGUAGUAAAUGGUAAAUGGUAGUUUGGUCCCUAAACUUAAUCAAACACUAAUUGACUGAUGACUGAAAAACAGGAUGUAAUUGCAAAAGUCAAAAUGAACCUUCAGUUCAACAAAUUAAACUAUUAUUAUGAUUGAAGACAACACUCAAACUUCAGUUGCCUGGAAGAAAGUCUACAGAUUUAUACCUUCUUCAUCUCUUCCAGCCUCUAAAUGUGGACUUUUGUUCCUCUUUGUAAGUGCUAAAUUAGAAAAGAUAAUGGCAUUCUGAAUCUACUAGAGGGUGGGGUGAUGUCUCUACCUGCCUACAUGUAUGGGAAUGAUGUGUGAUGAUCAUGCCUAUUACACGGUAUGAUAACAUCCAAAUUGUGUGUUUAGUUAGCGGCAGUGUACAACCUUCCCGCUUGACACCACUAAGUCCUACAUUCUGGUCAUGUAACACAAGCAUUUUUACAAAAUAUCACAAGUCCUAGCACACUUUCAAGGAGUUUGCAAAUGCUAGCAGCAGGACAGAGGAACCACCAGCUUUGCAGCAAACACUGGAAAAAUAUGAGAAAAUGUUCAGAGAGACAGGCAGUAAACGUAACAAGACUCUUACCUGUUGCAUGGCUUUUAAGAAUAACACAGGAUUGUCUGAUUGGGGGUACAUGAUGUUGAGAAAAGGCACAUUAACUUGGCUUUCAACUUCACUACUUACAUUCAGGCCAGCAGUGUGUUUCCAAUGUCUCUCACCUCCCUACAGAGGAAUGAUGUGAAAUUUACUACUCAGCAAGUCGUACUGCAAGAAGUUUUCACCAUGCACUCAGUCACUGCACUUUUGUGGUGACUGUAGUUUUUAUCAUAGAACACAUAUAAAGCAAAUAGACUUGUAAAAGGACUUGUAUUUGAUCCGAAAAAGUGGGAUCAGUGCAUAUCUCGCUGGUUCAAACGGUUAGUCAGGCCAGUUUGUUUGAAUGCAAAGCUUAUGUAGAGAGGAGUGGCAAUCCUUUACAGUUUUCUUUUUUUAAAAGUUGAAAGCACAGAAGACAGGUUUGUUACACUUUUCUGGAAAAGACUAAAAGCAAAAUGAUUAAAGUAAAAAGUUGCAAAAAUCAGAAAGGGAAUUAAAGUUGCCUCAGAGGAAUCUAAUCUGCUGGUAAAUACAGAGAGAUCUGGAGACAGCUAGAAGUAAAAUGAAUGCAGAGUAAUUACAUGUCCAAAGCAUAUGGUCCAAAAUAUGCAUCCGGCAGAAAUGUGCAAAACCGUUGUCGCCUCCAGUUGAGCCUUUUAUCAUGGGUAAAUUUAUGCUGAUUGAUGAUGCUUCCCAGUUGAGUUGCAGCCUAUCAGAUAUCACAGAUGUGAUGUGAUUUCCUGAUUGGUUAGAGACACCUCUGACCUAAGAUCAGAGCUUCAGCCUCAUGGGGUCUCAUAACUCAAAUACUUUGACUUUUAAAAUGUAAAGAACCCUCAUGCCAAACCUUUGAAAGUGAGAACGCAUUGCAAAUCAUGUGCACUUAACCACUUAAAUGUGUCUUUGUUUUCUGGUCAAGUUUUUAAAGUGUUUUUAAUGUAUUUGUUGUACAAAGACAUUGCUACAUUGGGAUGAAGGCUCUAAGCACUUCUGUGUAUACAUGUUUCUGUUUUUUACUAUGUAAUGCUGCUCAUAACACAUAUAAGGGCUGUGGAGUUAACAAGAUGCAUAUGAAAUUAACUCCAACGUGAUUAAAGAUACUUGAUACAAUACUUCA